GGAGCGGUGAGCGGGACGGACCCGGGGUCACGUGGUCAGCGGUAAUGGCGGCUCCGGCUGGAAACGUGUGAGAGGGAGAAGGAGAAGGAGGAGGAGGAGGAGGAGGGCGGACACCGGACACCGGACACCGGACACUCCAACAACAACCACCGCCACCGCGACAGCGACAGCGACAAUGGGGAAACACGGAAGGACCAAGGCCCAGAAGAGAACUCGUGAGAUUGCGAUCCAGCGCGCUCAGGAGGAAUUCGCCAGUGUCCCUCACACCUUCAUCUUCAGCCGAGGACAAGUGGGUCUGAAUGUUCACCAGCUGAUCACUGACCUCAGAAGGAUCAUGGAGCCUUAUACCGCCCGGAACCUGAAGGUACAGAAGAAGAACUCGCUGAAGGAUUUUGUCUCUGUGGCUGGACCACUCAGCGUGACGCAUUUUUUAGUUUUUACCAAAUCAUCGACAAGUGUGAACUUUAAAGUUGCCCGUUUGCCCAGAGGCCCCACGCUCACGUUCAGAGUUCACCAGUAUUGCCUGGUGAAGGAUGUAGUCUCCUCCCUGAAGAGACACCGGAUGCAUGAGCAGCAGUUCCUCCAUCAUGCGUUGUUGGUGCUGAGUAACUUUGGGGGAGAUGGAAUGCACAUUAAGCUGAUGGCCACUAUCUUCCAGAGUAUGUUCCCCUCCAUCAACGUCUAUAAGGUCAGCCUGAACACGGUUAAACGGUGUGUUCUGAUUAAUUACAACUCCAGUACACAGAGGGUCGACAUCAGGCACUACUCCAUUAAAGUGAUUCCUGUCGGGAUGAGCCGAGGAAUGAAGAAGCUGCUUCAGGAAAAAUUCCCGAGCAUGAGCAGGUUUGAGGAUAUCAGUGAGAUGCUGAUCAAGGGAGCCAAUCUGUCUGAGAGUGAAGCUGAGCCGGACGGAGAGCACAACAUUACGGAGCUGCCACAGGCCUGUGCAGGUCGGGGGAACCUGAAGACUCAGCAGAGUGCCAUUCGACUGACUGAGAUUGGCCCUCGACUGAGCCUGGAGUUGGUGAAGAUUCAGGAGGGGAUGUGUGAUGGACAAGUGAUGUAUCACUCAUUCAUUGAAAAGACCGAGGAGGAGCUGCAGGCAGCGCUUCAGCAGCAAGAGGAACGACAGAAACUGAAAGAGGAAAGACGCCGAAAACAAGAGGGAGACGUUCGCCGUAAACAGAGGGAGCGUGAGCUGCACAGGAAAAGAAGUCUGGCUGGAAUGAAGAAGAAUGCGGAGGGUGCCCAAGAUGACGAGGAGGUUGAGGAUCCGUGUACCGAGGAGCCAGGAGUUCAGAGUGACCAGUCUAACAAUGACUCAGACCGAGAGUAUUAUCGCCAGGAAGUCGGAGUUGAACCAGAUGAUGACCUAUUUCCAGGAGCUUUGCAGGGAAAAAGGAAGAGGAGGAACAACUCCCCGCGCUCGGUCAGGAAGCGGGCAAAGGAUCCCGAGAAAGUAGCCAGCAAGAGGCCCACCAGCCCAGACUCGGGCCGAACCAAAAAGAGGAGGCUACAAGGGAGGAAACUCCGACUUGUUGGGUCUCGCCUGAUCCACUCCAAAUUUAGGGGCUCCGUGCGCAAGAAUAAAGGUCAUCAAGGUCAGAGGUCCAAGGCCAAGGGUCAACCUCCGAGGAAAGGCAAAAUGAGACAAGUGGAACUGGCGGAGGGAGUGAAAAUGUCAACCAAUGCUUCAUUUGCUGAUGUCCAGAAGGCCUUACUGCCUCCAAUAUUCAGCAUUGAGUUCAUCUGGGCUUUUAUCGCCAACUCUCUGGCUAUCUGGUUCUUCCUGAGCAAGGUUAAGACCUGGCACACGGGCAUCAUCUUCGCCUUUACCCUCGCAGUGAAUGACCUGGUGUACAUCACCACCUUGCCUCUUCUGAUCGUUUAUUACUCCAACGAUAAGGACUGGAUCUUUGGGCAGGCACUUUGUAAGAUCGAGCGCUUCCUGUUCACCUGUAACCUGUACGGGAGUAUGUUCCUGAUCACCUGUAUCAGCGUUAACCGCUACCUGGGGAUUGUUCACCCCCUGUUUACCCACAAGUACAUCCAGCCCAAACACGCCUGGUUGGUCAGUCUGCUCAGCUGGACUCUCUCCAUCAUCAUCACCUCCCCGACAUUUGUCUUCUCUGAAGUGGAAACGGCCAGGAACAGAAGCGAGUGUUUGGGCUCCUCCAACGAUGAGCUGCUCCCACGGUAUUUCUCCUACAGCCUGUUCCUUGCUGUUUUCGGCUGUGCCUUCCCCUUUGCAGUGACUGCCUUCUCCUACGUUUGUAUAUUCUGGAAGGUGCACAGCAGUCAGACAGUGACUGGCUCAGAGAGGAGGCAGGUAGCUCUGCUGGUCUGUGCUGUCAUUGUGUUGUACAUUGUAUCCUUCAUCCCCUUCACCAUCCUGAGAAACAUUAACCUAUACCGCCGCUUACACGACCUGGACAAGGGGAGGCCCAGUGACAUAUACACUGUCUACCAGGUGAGCAAGUGUCUGCUCACUCUCACCAUGUGUAUCCACCCCCUGGUGUACGCUGCCAUCCUCAACAAUGUCAAGGAGUUGUGUCAGAGGUGCACCCACAGCAUUGUCAGUACAGAGGUAACACAGUGUUAACCACCUCCUAUUCAUGUCCCCCCACUGCCUGCCCACUUACCCACAACUCAGGAGGGUCAGGGAAUACUGCCCACUUGCCCUGGAUGAGCAACGACACUCGAGGAGCUCAACACCAUCCAGGACAAAGCAGCCCCGUUAAUUGCGUCCACUCCCUCUGCCUCUCCACGCCCCCACCCCCACCCCCGAUGCUCAGUAGCAGCAGUGUGUACCACCUACAUGAUGCUCUGUAGACAUGCCCCAAAGAUCCUGUGAUGCUAGAGGGCAUCAACCACCCAGAGACACCUUGGAAAUGCCGUAAAACUUGCAGCAGUUCAAGAAGCAACUGACCCCCACCUCCUCCAGGCCAGAUAGCAAUGGGCUAUAAACACUGGCCCAGCCAGUGAUACCUGGACACCAUGGUGAAUGAAAAUACAAAUUCUUGGGAUGUUAGGGGGUGGACCUUUAUUAAACAGCCCUCCUUGUCCUGGAUUCAUGUGGGUGGUUCACUCAGUCAUUAACUCAUCUCAUCUCAACACGAUCUGGCGAGAUAGCUCUCUAAGUCCGUAACACCUUUACAGUCUCCCCAUGAUUACCCAGGUUGUAACAAUGUUUAAAUAAAGGAUUUUUAAAAUGCUCUCAAUCGAUCCUUUCCAUCACGUCUCAACAUGACACAAAUUGUACAGAUAUUUACCUGAAAUUCGACCCAACCUCACAUUGUUACAUUGCUGAUUGAAUACAGUCUUAAUAAAAUAUG
Molecule: messenger RNA, 3335 nt
Organism: Hemiscyllium ocellatum (epaulette shark)
Lineage: Eukaryota; Metazoa; Chordata; Chondrichthyes; Orectolobiformes; Hemiscylliidae
Product: suppressor of SWI4 1 homolog
Exons: 13
Coding region: 176-2602 (808 amino acids)
Biological process (GO): ribosomal large subunit assembly; rRNA processing; G protein-coupled receptor signaling pathway
Cellular component (GO): preribosome, large subunit precursor; membrane
Molecular function (GO): G protein-coupled receptor activity; rRNA binding
Source: RefSeq, a predicted model, not a curated record